CGGAAGAUGUCGUCCAUUCGCCAUUCAUUCAUUCAUCACAAUCCGUCCGCUCGUCACUUGUCCAGGUCUGCCUCCCACUGCUCCAGCCUGGCAGCCCCCUCCCCCCACCUCUGGCCUUCCUCACUCCCCUCCCCCGCUCCCUCGCGCCACGCACACACCUUCCUGCACAAACUCCGCACCAGCAGCCGCAGCGACCCGAGAUCACCUGCAGGCGGGCCCUUCGGUGGCCGCCCGCCAGCCAUCCCAGUCUCUGUCUUCGUCUUUUUCUCUUGGUCAAUCUGCUGAGCAAGGCGGAUCAGCGCCUCUGUUGAUGUGAGCAGCUGAUCGAGAAAGCCCCCUGUGCCGCCGGGCGAUGGGGGCUGUGUUGAUGUAGACGACUGCAGAGUGCGGCACUCCUUCAUGCGGUAGCUGUAGGCCGUUGAGGGGUCGGCCAAGUGGUCCUCGUGUAGCUCGCCGAGGAUGCGCCAGAGAGGGGCCUGGGCGGCUGGUGUGGCCGAUAUCCGCCCAGCCAGGUCGUCAAGGAAGCCCACAUAGGUCUUGAGCAGCUGCCCGCUGCUGCCCUUGCCAUCAUCCGCCUCAUCCCCUUUCACUCGGCUCGUGACGAGACCGGUCAGCCCCUUGACGAGAUCGAUCUUGCCGAGCUCCUCGAGCCGCCCGAGAGCCAGCAGCUGCCUCGCCCCCUCCACCGCCCCCCAGGCAUCCUCACACCUCAUGGCGAUCAGCAUCUUGUUGUCGGCAACUCGCCAGUUCUGAGGCGCCCGCUUGGCUGCCUCCUCGAUCGCCAGCCGGGCCUCGCUCACGCUGCCCCGAUUGAGGUGCACGCCGGCAAGGUUGGCCCACGCCUCGUGGCUCUCAGGGUCGAUGGCGACGACGCGUGCGAAGGCCUCGAGCGCCUCGUCCCACCUCGCCAGCCGCAUGCAGGCACAGCCCUUGGUGAACCAUGCGUUGACGUGCAGGGGAUUGAGCGCCAGGGCCUCGGUGAAGCACUCGACUGACCGGGGAAGGGAUUCCGCACCCUGGCUGAAGAAAUGCCGCCCCAGCGACCGCAUGGCCCGGGCGUAAUGGUGGUUGGAGAGACGCCACGCCUCUUCGUAGCACUGCGGGUCGCGCGUGACGUCGCCGAGACUGCACCAGAGGGGCGGGGUGGGCUUGGCCGCCAGCCGCUCACGCAGCAGCUUCUCGGCCUGCUGCUCACGGCCGGCAGCGAUGAGGCACUCCAGGCCCUCCUCCCACAUAUGGAGGGACGCAAACCGCUCAAAGGCCGACAGCAAGGCACCAGUGCGACGCAGGUGGCGUGCGGCCUCCCGGUGGGCUUCCCAUCGGCUGGGGUAGUCGACACAAUGGACGAAUGCCAGCCGAUGGGAUGGUGGGGGGGUCGGGUCGUCGUACUGGUCGAUGAGGGCCUGCAGCUGGAGGCAUGCGCGGUCCAUGGUCUUGGUCCUGUGCAGCUCGGACCGGCUGCGGAAGUAGAGGCCGGCAGAGUACACCAGCCAGUUGGCCGACAGCUGAGAGCCUUCCUGUCCACUAGGGGGGGCAGAGGGGAGCACCAGACACCUGAAGAAACGAAAGCAAGACAUCAGCUGGCUCACUGACUCCCCACACCCAUCCCUGUUUUGCCCACCGUUGCACAAGGGCGUUGAGCUCCUCGGCCGCCAGCUCGUCACCCACAGGGGCGCUCUCCAGGAUGGAAGCACACCUUGUGAGCAGCAGCGCCUGCUCGAGAGCGGUCAGAGGCCUCUCGAUUGACCCAUUCUCCCCGCCUUCCCCCGCUAGCAGCCGCGGCCGCUCCAGGAUGUCCGUAUCGGGGUCCAAUUCGGUGAGCUUCACGUCCUGCACCUCGCCAGCCUCUUGCCCUUGAGACGACCUGGCUCCAUUGUCGGCUGCUUGGCUCUUGGUGAGGACCACCAGCUGCGGCAGUGCGUUGGUCUGAUACUGUCGCCUGAUGCCCCUCGCACCCGUGAUGCUGAACUCGAAACCGGCAAUCGAACAUGCGCGGGAGGCGGCGCGGGUGUAUGGCUUGGUGCGCCCGUAGAAGGCCAGUCGGAGUGCCAGCUCGAGGACGAGGGCUGCCUGUGCCUCGCGAGAUAGGGGCAGGUCAGAGGCGACCUGAGGAGCGGAUGUAUCAUCUGAAAGGCACCCACCAUACGAACACGAACAGCUGUGAGAGAAGGAAGCACUCCAUCCGUGUGCCAUGCACUCUUGUACCUUGAUCGAUAGCAUCCAUCUUGACCGAGAAAGACUCGGUGAGAAGCCCCAGUCGCUUCAGUGCUUCACUCCCAUCUUCAAGACACCUCUUGACCAGUGUGGGUGCAGGCGACCUCGCCCCGCCCAGCAGGCUCCUCUGCCACACAAACGCCAGCCGCCCGCUCCACACCGCAUGGGACGCCAUGUCAGCGACACACGGCACGUCCAGCAGCUCCCGCGCCGCCCACAGGUAGGGCACUCCAAGGGCGCGCUCGUAGAUGAGUUCGCCGUCGACAGCCAUGUCGUCCACCAGGGCCCUGAGGGAGAACGGUGUGUCGAUGGCGGGGAGUGCAGGAUCUCCCAGCACGCACACGUCGGCGAACCGCUGAGGGGGUGGGCCGUCGAUGAAUGGCCGCUGCUUGGCCUCGUUGAGCCGCUCGCUGUCACGCUGAGGGGCUUCUGGCGGGCCUGUCCAGCUGCUCUGGAGAAACACCGACAGCAUCAGAUGAGCGCAUCCCAGCACCGCAACUUUUCUGGCGUCCCUCUCGUCAUCCGCUGCGCACUCCUCGCCUCGAAUGAAGGUCUCGCAGUCGCUGCGGAUGCUUGCUCGCAGCUGUGAUGGGGAGGGGAUGGCAGAUCUGUCGUCAGGGGGGCUCCGGUGAAGGCUCCUGAGGAUCUGGUGGGCCAGUGGGGCUGUGAAGGCGUCCAGCAGGCGGCCGCCGUGGCUGACGAGGUGCAUGAGCUCAUGGAGUUGCGAGAUCGUUGGGCAUGCGGGGGUGGCAGUGGCUGUACUGGCCUCCCAGACAGCCUGCGGCUCCAGCAGCUUCGCUUCGAGAGACUUCAUCCUUAAUCGCC
Vitrella brassicaformis is the source of this 3039-nucleotide messenger RNA. The record is from the annotation of a GenBank genome assembly. Lineage: Eukaryota; Vitrellaceae.